AUGUGGUGGAUAAACAGUGCUCUGGUGAAUUCAAUGUGGUUUACUGCCGUGAUCCGUAUAGACUCUGGUGCCAGUGCAACAUUGAACAGUUUGACAGGUCCUAUUGUUUUGGCUCGUACUCGAGCUCCUGAUCUUGAAAGUGUUCGAAAGCUUAAUUGCUGGGGUUCAGAGAUAGAUGAUAUCAGCAUUGUAAGAGAAAUGCCAAAUUUAGAAAUAUGUAGUGUCAGUGUAAAUGACAUCAUUACUUUGAAAGAGUUUGAAGUAUGUGAGAACCUACAAGAACUGUACAUAAGGAAUAAUAAAAUACAGGAGUUAACAGAUAUAUGCUAUCUUAAAGGCUUGGAAAAGUUACGCAUCCUUUGGCUCUCAGAUAAUCCUUGUGCGGUGGGGGACAACUAUAGAAUGACAGUGAUCAGAAAUUUACCUCAGUUACAAAAGCUUGAUUAUAUUGUUAUAAAGGAUGGUGAGAAAACUGCUGCUAAAAAUCAAGGGGAGGAACUCUCACUGCCUGAUCAAGACCAAGGGAGUGAACCCAGUGAAGAAAAGCCAGUGAGCAAUGGGGAGGCAAUUGCUGGUGGAGAUUCAGAAAGUAAUGAUAUGAAAAAAUUACCAAAAGAUCCAGUGACAUUAAGCUGGGAGGAAACAAAUAACAUACGAGAACAACAAGGCUUAAAGCCGUUACCUAUAGAGAAAAUAGGCUCACCGAAAUCUGCACCUACUCAUUCUACCAGGACCAGGAAUGCCCAUGUGUUACAAGCAGUGCUUCUUGUAAAAGAACUAGACAGAGAUAGUCUGGAGAUUGUGGAAACUGCCAUCAGAAAAAGACUUCAUACAUUAUGAGAUUAUAGCAGUCACAGAUGGUCAACAAAAAUCCGAAGUCUAGCCAGAUAAGCAUUUAUGAAGGUCAAAGGUCGGUCAGUAAUAGAGAUCUUGACCUUUCAACUUUGCUGUACUCCUGUUGUUUAUCAUGUGACAAUGUUGUGUGUUAGAUCUAUUGAUAUCUUCUGCAAAGAUAAGUUAAGAACAGAUUUUAAAAAGGUAUGGGUAAUGUUUUUUGAGAAGGUUGCUAUAAGAGUAUGGUAGGUGUUUUAAAUGUAUUCCUGACGAAUGAUGCUACACUG
Molecule: messenger RNA, 1121 nt
Organism: Ruditapes philippinarum (Manila clam)
Lineage: Eukaryota; Metazoa; Mollusca; Bivalvia; Venerida; Veneridae
Product: cilia- and flagella-associated protein 410-like
Exons: 7
Coding region: 1-840 (279 amino acids)
Molecular function (GO): protein binding
Source: RefSeq, a predicted model, not a curated record